UCUGUUAUCAAUUGAAAUAUCAUAGAAAAAAUUGAGAGGCAAUGACACUGAAGAUAGUUGCAGACGCUUUCAAGGAAUUGGCGGUCAUCGUGAGUUCACCGAGUCCGGACGUGUCUGUUAAGCAGUUCGCUAACGCUUGUUCUCUCUUCUCGAACCUAUUUGGUGUCCUUGAAAUAGCCUUCAAGUUUGUCAAGACAGACUACGUUGCCAAGGUUAAUGAUCUUGCCAAGGCAUCGAGCUCAAUAUCGACAUUAGAGGUAAUGGUUGACGAAGAUAUCAAGGCAGGCCGCGCAAAAAAACCUGGUAGUCAUACAAGAAACCUUUUAAAAACAAAGCGUGGUCUUGAAAUGAUCAGGGUUCUAUUCGAAGAGAUAAUAGCAACCAACGCUAAUAGCUCCCUAAAGGAUGCAGCGUACAAGGCUUACAAUAAAGUGUUAGCUAAGCACCAUGGGCUUGCUCUUCAGGAAUCUGCUGAGACAGGAAUGGAAUCUCUCCCCUCAAGGGAACUGCUACUGUGCAUGAUCAAUGAAACAGAGGAGUCGGCUAAGAUACAUAUGCAAAGCUAUGUUACUGCAUCGAUACCAGUAACUGCAUAUGUUGAUCAACUCUUAUGCUCCAAGAACCUUGGUAUUGAUUGGUGAAAACCCUUAAAAUUUACGCCUUGGCCAAUUUCCCAUUAUUUUCACUCUUUAACAGACUAUGUUUCUAUCAAUCCAUGUAAUAACAUUGCACCGUCCAAAAACUGGAUUAUUUCAUGAACCGCUUUGGUAAAUUCAAAAGUAUUUAAAUAAAUUAAAUCAUCAUUUAAGCGCA
Arabidopsis lyrata subsp. lyrata is the source of this 813-nucleotide messenger RNA. RefSeq names its product accelerated cell death 11. The transcript has 4 exons. Gene Ontology annotation, biological process: ceramide transport; intermembrane lipid transfer. Gene Ontology annotation, cellular component: cytosol; membrane; cytoplasm. Bases 42 to 641 code for a protein of 199 amino acids. Lineage: Eukaryota; Viridiplantae; Streptophyta; Magnoliopsida; Brassicales; Brassicaceae. Gene Ontology annotation, molecular function: ceramide 1-phosphate transfer activity; ceramide 1-phosphate binding. The record is from RefSeq and is a predicted model, not a curated record.